CAUGUGUUAUAUAGAUACCUGCCAGCUGAGGACAUGCCAUGCAUCUGAUGAAGUGGGCCUUCUUCCAGGAACGAUCACACCAUCGUCAACCUUUGAGUGCGCGGAAAAUGAAAUCCUAUCAGAAACUGGCCGCCGAUGACCCUCGGACGACGGAGUUGGGGGACGAAGCCGCUGACGAGAAACCCUUGUGCCACCAGAAGUUGUCAGCCUGGUGGAUGGGCGGGGGUCUCCUGACCGUUGCUGCCUUGCUCAGCGGGGUGACCGUUUGGGUCCUCGGACAGAUCUGGUGGAGCCAGCACACCGUUCCCCCUCUUGCCAAGUGCACCUCCUUGCCCGAAAACCUGCGCUUCGACUGUUACCCAGAGAUGGGCACGGUGGUGACGAGGGAAUUAUGUGAGAAGCGGGGAUGCUGCUUCAUUGAAACUGACCUGCCCUCGGGUGGUGUGAGAGGGGUCCCUUGGUGCUUUUACCCCCCAAAUUUCCCCACCUACGCCUUGGGGAGCAUCAACGAAACACAGCUGGGGAUGGUGGGCUUCCUGACCAGGGAGACGAAGACUUAUUAUCCAAGGGAUGUCGCGAAGCUGCAGCUCACGGUGGAGUUUGAAACAGACACCCGCUUGCAUGUCAAAAUUACUGAUGCCUCUGUCCCUCGUUAUGAAGUGCCAAUUGAAGUUCCUCGGAUGACGAAGAGAGCAGAGAAUCCCGUGUACACCGUUGAGUUCUCCAAGGACCGCUUUGGGCUGAUCGUGAAGCGCCGGACUUCUGGAGCUGUGCUGAUAAACACAACAGCGGCGCCCUUGUUCUUUGCGGAUCAGUUUCUCCAGAUCUCUACUCUCCUUCCUUCCAAAUUCCUGUAUGGGCUUGGGGAACAUCGCAGCGACUUCCUCCACAGCCUGGAGUGGAACACCUUAACCUUCUGGGCCCGAGACAUCCCUCCCAUGGAGUCCAGCAACCUCUAUGGUGUUCACCCUUUUUACCUGGUAAUGGAAAAUGGCGGAAGCGCCCAUGGAGUUUUCCUCUUGAACAGCAACGCGAUGGAGGUGGCUCUGCAGCCCGCACCUGCCCUCACCUGGAGAACCAUCGGGGGCAUUCUGGAUUUCUACAUCUUUUUGGGACCAGAUCCCAACUCGGUGGUCCAGCAGUACCAGCAAGUGAUCGGGUUUCCAGCCAUGCCGCCAUUUUGGGCCUUGGGAUUCCACCUCUGCCGUUGGGGAUACGAAACGAGCAAUGGGACCUGGGAGACUGUAAAAGCUAUGCGGAAUUAUCAGAUCCCCCAGGACACCCAGUGGAACGAUAUCGACUACAUGGACGGCAGUCGGGACUUUACCGCAGACCCCGAGAGGUUCAGCACCCUUCCCCAGAUGGUGGAAGACCUUCACAAGCACGGACAGCGUUAUGUGAUGAUUCUGGAUCCCGGGAUUAGUAGCACUUACUCACCAGGCUCUUAUUGGCCUUAUGAUGAAGGCCUGAAGCGUGGAGUAUUCAUCAACACUACCCAAGGGAAACCUCUGAUAGGGAAGGUCUGGCCUGGCCUCACUGCUUUUCCUGACUUCUCAAACCCAAACACUCACCAGUGGUGGAUGGAAAACCUGAACCGUUUCCACACCCACGUUCCCUUUGAUGGCGUUUGGAUUGACAUGAAUGAGCCGUCCAACUUUCUGGAUGGCUCCAAGGAAGGUUGUCCCCAAGGAGAACUGGAUAAGCCCCCCUAUGUGCCCGCCAUAACGGGAGGGUCCCUUUCCUCCAGAACAGUCUGUGCCUCAGCCGUGCAAAGCACCUCCGUUCACUACAACCUCCACAGCCUCUACGGAUUGAUGGAAGCCAAAGCCACCGCCAGUGCUUUAAUCAAAAUCCAAGGGAAACGGCCCUUUGUCAUCUCACGUUCCACCUUCCCAAGCCAAGGGAAGUAUUCAGGACAUUGGCUUGGAGACAACCAAAGCGAGUGGAAGGACAUGUUCUGGUCUAUCCCAGGAUUACUGAGCUUCAGUCUCUUUGGGGUCCCGCUAAUCGGGGCUGAUAUCUGCGGCUUCGGGGGCUCCACCUCUGAGGAGCUCUGUGUUCGCUGGACACAGCUUGGCGCCUUCUAUCCGUUCUCACGAAACCACAACACCCAGAAAGAGAAGGCCCAGGACCCUACGGCGUUCAGCCCUGAGGCACGGACGGCCAUGAAGGAGGCCCUGGAGACUCGUUACACCCUCUUGCCGUUCCUCUAUUCCCUCUUCCACCGGGCACACCUGCAAGGCGACACUGUGGCCCGGCCUUUGUUUUUUGAAUUCCCAAAAGACGUGGCCACCUACUCGAUAGACAAGCAGUUUCUGUGGGGGAGGGGACUGUUGGUGACCCCAGUGCUGGAUCCGGGCGUGGAUUCUGUGGUCGGCUACUUCCCGAGAGGCGUGUGGUACGAUUACUAUACGGGCUCCUCGGUGAACAGCAGCGGGGAGAACCUCAAAAUGGAGGCACCUCUGGACCGCAUCAACGUACACCUCCGUGAGGGAACCAUCCUGCCCACUCAGAAACCAGCCACCACCACUUCAGUGAGCCGCAGGAAUCCCCUGCGCCUGAUCGCGGCCUUGUCGCAGAACGCCAACGCCUGGGGAGACCUCUUCUGGGAUGACGGCGAGAGCCUGGACACCUUUGAGAAGGGCGACUACUCUUACCUGGUGUUCAAUGUCACGCAGAACACCUUCGCUUCCACUGUCCUGCAUUCCAACUUGGAAGCGACUUACAUCACUGUGGAGGAGCUGACAGUCUACGGGGUCCAGGAUGCGCCAAAGAGAGUGACGGUCAACGGGAAGGAGACGCCCUUCUCCUAUUUGGAAAACCAGGUUCUCUCUGUCGGAAACCUGCAGCUGAACCUCAGCUACGGAUUCUCCAUACGAUGGAUGUGAGGUGGCCCCAGUCUUACGAACGUAGUGUUGUGAACCAGCGGGGUCUGUUGCUCUGUCUGUGCCUGCAAGGAUCUUCCGGUCCGGGGGGGGGGGGGGCACCCCGAGAA
This is a messenger RNA of Heteronotia binoei (common prickly gecko), 2995 nucleotides long. Its product is annotated as lysosomal alpha-glucosidase-like. The record is from RefSeq and is a predicted model, not a curated record. The coding region runs from base 39 to 2888 and encodes 949 amino acids. Gene Ontology annotation, biological process: carbohydrate metabolic process. Gene Ontology annotation, molecular function: carbohydrate binding; alpha-1,4-glucosidase activity. NCBI's taxonomy places the organism in Eukaryota, Metazoa, Chordata, Lepidosauria, Squamata, Gekkonidae. The transcript has 20 exons.